GCGCCUAGUGACUUUCGACCAGCUUUUUGGCUGCGAUCGCGCCGAGACCGGGAGGCUUUGCAGCUGGCCCUCAAGGUGGACCCGCUUGACGCGGCAACCAAGCGUGCACUCAAGAAGCAACGCUGUGGCAAAAGUAAGGCAGCUGCAGCCAAAGCAAUUGCAAGCGCGACGACCAAGCCGCCCAGCGCGCAGCAGAGUACCAAGCCCAAGCCUAAGCCCCUGACAGUCGCUAAGAACCCAGCCGCUGCCUGCAAGCUGCAGCCUGCCAAGCCUGCCCCAGCUGUCGAGAAGACGGGACGCAAGCAAAAGGUGGAGUUCAAGGAGAAGCGCCGCCAGCGGAAAAACUUUGCUUCCCGCAAGUACCAGCAGGCCAAGAACGAAGCACUGGCUGCUGGCAGCGCCCCGGAGAUGGCUUACCGCGAGGCCCGCCAGGCCCAUCGCGCGGCGCUGCAGGAGUGGGACUCCAACU
Molecule: messenger RNA, 469 nt
Organism: Symbiodinium pilosum
Lineage: Eukaryota; Dinophyceae; Suessiales; Symbiodiniaceae
Source: the annotation of a GenBank genome assembly